CGGACACGAACAUCAUGUGGCGUCAGUCAGCCAUCAGUCAGCCUUUUCUGUGUCGACCUCACUUGAUCAGUGCGGUCAGUGCUUCAGCUCAAUGUCACUCUGUUUCUCGAUGUCAGCUUGAUCAAUCCUGAGCUCAGUGGCCCUUGGUCGGCCGGAUCGUUGCUGACAUGGUGGUCGUUGCUGACACACACACACACACACAGACGCACUCACGAGUGCGUGUGGAUACGCAAGAGAAUUCAGGCGGGCGGCUUACUGUUGAUCCACUGCGUCACUUGCUGGUAACUUGCGGCCAUGGCGUCACUUGUGGUCAUCUCGCGAAACAACUCCUGCAGACACAUACAGAUCCUCCGCACACAGGGGAUCACAUCCACAUGCAAUGUGUCCCCCGCCCCGCCCGCUGACCAUGAUUUCGUCCUGUGUGGGUGGUGGUGUGAUGCCCUCGAGUGCGCCAGUCAGCUCGGCCGCCGUGACCGUGCCGUCACCGUCCACGUCGAGUGCCCUCAACAACUUGUCCAGCCGCUGAGUGUUCUUGCGCACGCGCUGAACACAACACACUUAUGGACAUGCGACAUGUUUGCGUGUGUCGUGCAUUCCUUACCUCUUCCUCUGUCUGUUCCUCGCGACGCAGGAUGAUCAACACCAACGCGAUGAAUUCCUCCCGCGACAACAAACCCUGGCAAGGUUCCAUACAUGCAGCUGUGUGUGUGUGUGCUGUGUAUAUGUGUGGUUGGUGUACGUUCUUGUUGUAGUCGAUGGCGUCAAACCAUCCAUCAACCAUCUUCGUGACAUCGCCCGUACCCAAACGCAGCACACCGACCAUCGACACGGCACUCUGGUCACACACGCACAGCACAAAGGAUGUCUGGUGUGUCUCCGUGUGUCUUCGUGUCUUGUGUGUGUGUGUCUUGUGCUGCCAGCCUGUUUGGUGAUCUGUGGCUCGGUCUCUGUGCUGGGCUGCGUGGCGAAGGCGUCGAAGAGGCUGUUGAUGAGCACGCGCACCGACUGCGGCAAACGACUGCACACACACAGACAGAUGUGAGACGGAUCGUUGUCUGUGUGUGGUAUCUGUCUGUGCUCACUCGAAGAGUUGUCCGAUCCUCCUCUUCUCCGAGUUGACGUCCUGUGCGGCGGGAAACGCUCCGAGGCUGGCCUUGUGCUCCAGGUAAUCGAUGAACUGCAUGUGGCGGGCCAGCUGGCGACGGAAUGA
Vitrella brassicaformis is the source of this 1210-nucleotide messenger RNA. The record is from the annotation of a GenBank genome assembly. Lineage: Eukaryota; Vitrellaceae.